AGGGUCUACUGCAGUAGUUGCUUGGCGCUUCACCGGCGGCAGCGAAUAUGGUAGAGAAGGGAAACAAAGGGAGGAAGGAGGAGGUGGUGACAAGGGAGUACACAAUCAACCUCCACAAAAGUUUACAUGGAUGCACCUUCAAGAAGAUGGCACCAAAGGCAAUUAAGGAGAUCAGAAAGUUUGCUCAGAAAACCAUGGGCACCACUGAUAUCAGAGUCGAUGUGAAGCUCAACAAGCACAUUUGGAGCAGGGGCAUUCGGAGCGUGCCAAGGCGAGUAAGAGUGAGGAUUGCUCGGAAGAGGAAUGACGAGGAAGAUGCCAAGGAAGAGCUCUACUCGUUGGUCACAGUGGCUGAGAUUCCACCUGAAGGAUUAAAGGGAUUAGGCACCAAGGUGGUGGAUGAAGCAGACUAAUUUGCUUCAUCUUUGUGUAGUACAACUUUUAGCCAAUUUUUUAUGCCCCAUUCGAUCUCUGGAGGACAAGAAGUUGGUGCUUGAGAAUCCGGUUUUGACUUGGAACAUUGUUCAUUUCUUCUAUCCUCUGUUUGUAUCCUCAAUUUUGUUGCUGGUGCAAGAUGCAAUCCAAGAGGAGAUUUCUUCAGGCAAUUCUCAUUCUCCUUGGAUGAAGCAGAGAGGAUCUAUUCACCCAGGCUACAGCCUGGGGAAGCUUACACCUACCUGCCUCCGCCAUUGUCCAUGAGUGUUUCUUAAUUUAUCUUGAUGGCUUAUGAAAAAAGUUUAUCGGACCGGACCGGCCAUCUAUAUAAUUAGUUGGUAUGAAAAA
Zingiber officinale is the source of this 783-nucleotide messenger RNA. Its product is annotated as 60S ribosomal protein L31-like. The record is from RefSeq and is a predicted model, not a curated record. The transcript is spliced from 2 exons. Gene Ontology annotation, cellular component: cytosolic large ribosomal subunit; ribosome. Gene Ontology annotation, molecular function: structural constituent of ribosome. Gene Ontology annotation, biological process: cytoplasmic translation. Lineage: Eukaryota; Viridiplantae; Streptophyta; Magnoliopsida; Zingiberales; Zingiberaceae. The coding region runs from base 48 to 413 and encodes 121 amino acids.